This is a messenger RNA of Cynoglossus semilaevis (tongue sole), 2182 nucleotides long. Its product is annotated as C-C chemokine receptor type 6-like. The transcript has 2 exons. Gene Ontology annotation, cellular component: external side of plasma membrane; membrane. Gene Ontology annotation, biological process: calcium-mediated signaling; G protein-coupled receptor signaling pathway; immune response. NCBI's taxonomy places the organism in Eukaryota, Metazoa, Chordata, Actinopteri, Pleuronectiformes, Cynoglossidae. The record is from RefSeq and is a predicted model, not a curated record. Gene Ontology annotation, molecular function: C-C chemokine receptor activity; C-C chemokine binding. The coding region runs from base 118 to 1287 and encodes 389 amino acids.
UGGGGGGCGGUCUUCAUGCAGUGACAGAGUUGUUCUUUUUCUCUCGAUGACAGGAAGUCUGACUUCACACAGACAGUGACGCUGGGGCAACUGGAGCAGGAUUUACCCCCGGUGACCAUGGAGGCAGAAUAUGAGCAGCUCUUUGACUUGAACUUCACCUACAACUACACUGACUGGGGUGACCUCUGUGACCUCGACCCUGACCCCGUGGAGGUCAGGGUCCAGAUUUACCUCCACUGCAUUAUCUGUGCCUUCGGUCUGGUCGGCAACGUUCUGGUUCUCAUCACCUACAUGUUCUACCAGAGAACCAAGACCAUGACAGACCUGUACCUGUUGAACGUGGCGGUGGCCGACCUGAUCUUCGUGCUGGCCCUGCCCUUUGUCAUAUACAACGAGCAGAACCAGUGGUCCAUGGGUGGUGUGUGGUGUAAGGUUCUGGGUGCGACCUACAGCAUCAACCUGUACAGCGGCAUGCUGCUGCUAGCCUGCAUCAGCGCCGACCGUUACGUCGCCAUCGUCCAGGCUAGGAGGUCUUUCGGGGCCCGCUCACACGCGCUGACGUACGGCCGCCGUAUCUGCUCCGUGGUCUGGGUGUUGGCGCUGGCCUUGACGCUGCCCACCCUCAUGUACACGGAGCGAUUCGAGGAGAACAAUCCUGGGGCGGACAACGCGGCGGUGAGGUGUCAGCUUCGCUUCGACAGGGAGGAGACGGCAAGGCUGAUAAAGGUGCUGGUUCCUAGCCUCCAAGUUGCCAUUGGCUACCUGCUGCCUCUAGUGGUGAUGGUGUUUUGCUACUUCAGCAUCAUCUACACGUUGCUGAGGAAACCCAUCAGGCGGAGACACCGGGCGGUCCACGUGGUCCUGGUGAUCUUUUUGGUCUUCGUGGCGUGCCACACUCCUUAUAACGUGGCGAUGCUGACGCACACGCUGCCGCUGUUCACGGAGAGGAGCUGCAGGGAGGAGCAAGUCAAACUCCAAGUCCUGGCUGUUUCCAAGAGCGUGGCCUUCCUCCACUGCUGCCUCAACCCCGUCCUCUACGCCUUCGUUGGCGUCCGGUUCAGGAGCCACCUACGACAAAUCCUGCAGGGAUUCUGGCACUUCAGGAAACAGUACCGGUACCCUGUGGCCCAGUCACGAAGAACAUCUGACCUUCGCUUCUCAGGUUUCAGGUCUUCAGAAGGAAACGGCAACAUGCUGCCACCUUGUGGGGAAGGGAUGGAUCACGAUUUUACCACCAGUCCAAACUGUGACCAAAUCAGAACCGGGUCAAAUCCAAUCACCAACUGACAUGGUCUGUGAACCUCACCAACUGACAUGGUCCCAUUUGUGUCCAGAAACACUGGACCAUCUCCAUUGAUCUGCUCUGGUCAAACUGGUCAGUCUGGUCUGGUCUGGUUGACCUGGUUAACCUGGUUGACCUGGUUAACUGUCAAUCUCAUAACAACAUAUAUAAAAAAAUCUGAAUCUGUGAAAACAAAAUUAAUAAAAUUGUUUAAAAAACAAAAAUAUUUCUUAUUUAAGUUUUGUAAAAGUGUAAACUGUCACCUGUUUCCUGCCUCCUUCUCUGUCGACAUGAAGUGGCACUCUACCGCCACCUUCUGGGUUUGUUGAUUACACAGAAGUGUCUCAUCAUUUCCCAGGAUUCUCUUGCAGUUUUAUUUAAUUCCUCCAAACGCUUUUAUUUAAAAAAUCAACUUGAAAAUCUGUGAAUUUGGGGGACUGGAUUUUUGGUUCUAGAUUCUAGCGCUGCCUCUACAGGUAUUCUAAGGAAUUGUUUCAGUUUUUUUUAGUUCUUGUUUUUAUUUGACAAAAUGACAAAUGUGUUUACAAAAACAGAUCUUCAUUAAAUCAAACUUGAUUUCACUUUUGUCAGAUUUCUGACGUGUAUUUUAAAUAUUUGACUCUUUCCUGAUGAACUGACGUCUGUGGUCAAUAAAGAAGGAAAACCAGUUUGAACCAGUUUGUAAUGAAAAUUAACUUCAUUAACUCAGUGUUUACUAACGACUCUGUCAACGGUCGACCUCAUCAGCUGGUCUCUGAUCACAUGACCGUGCUGUGAUGACAUCACAUGACUGUUAAUCAUUAGCUUUAUGCUAACGUCUGUAUCUUAUCUCAGAGCUGCUGCUAACCUUCCUGACAACAACAGUCCAAAGACAACGUCCACAGGUCAAUGGAACUUCUC